Molecule: messenger RNA, 2178 nt
Organism: Meyerozyma guilliermondii ATCC 6260
Lineage: Eukaryota; Fungi; Ascomycota; Pichiomycetes; Serinales; Debaryomycetaceae
Gene: KIC1
Product: putative serine/threonine protein kinase
Exons: 1
Coding region: 1-2178 (725 amino acids)
Biological process (GO): protein phosphorylation
Molecular function (GO): protein kinase activity; ATP binding
Source: RefSeq, a predicted model, not a curated record
AUGUACAAACGAACCGACGUUAUUGGACGAGGGAAGUUUGGGGUCGUCUACAAAGGUUACCACAAGACCACAAAACAUGUGGUGGCCAUAAAAGUACUUAAUCUAGACACGGAGCCUGAAGAAGUGGCAGAAGUCCAGCAGGAGAUUCAGUUUCUUUCUGAAAUAAAACAAGUUCCCAAUGUCACACACUACUACGGGUCGUUCCUAGUGGACACAAAGUUGUGGAUCAUCAUGGACUACUGUGCUGGAGGGCUGAUUCGUACGCUUUUGAAGCUGGGGGUGUUUGAAGAGCAGUACAUUGGAGUGGUACUACGUGAACUUUUGGUGGCUCUUCAAGCGGUUCACAAAUUAGGAGUAAUCCACCGAGACUUGAAGUCGGCCAAUGUGCUUAUUACGAACGAAGGAAAUGUCCAAUUGUGUGACUUUGGUGUGGCUGCUCGCAUCAGUCUGACCGCCAGUAAGCGCACCACCAUGGCUGGAACACCGUACUGGAUGGCUCCAGAAGUGAUUCGAGAAGGCGACACCUACAACGUCAAAGCAGAUAUAUGGUCUCUAGGUAUAACCUUGUACGAGCUUGCCACGGGGAACCCACCAUAUUGUGAUAAAGAUGCCCUGUGGGCAAUGCAAUUGAUCCUGAAACUGACUCCACCUCGAUUAGAAGGCCGUGAAUACUCUCCGGCUCUCAAGGAGGCAGUGGCUCUUUGUCUUGACGAAAACCCGCAAGAGAGACCCAUGGCUGAAGAGUUGUUCAAGUGUAAACUUGUGAAAAUGUACCGGUCGCACCCAACUCUGAUUCUCAAGGAGAUCAUCACUCGGUACCUUCUUUGGCGCGAUCUGCAUUCUCUGCGAGAGUCUGUUAUGAGACUAGAUGACGAGCGAAGCAUCAGUGAAGCCGAGGGCAUCCAGGUCAAAUGGGACUUUGACUCGUUGAGCAGCAAAGAAUAUAUUGUUGAGAACGACAUCGAUGUCAAUUGGGACUCCUACAACAGCGACGAACAGACCACUAUGCGUACAGAGGCAGGAACCUCUACCCAGCUAGGCACUGUCACCGCUCGUCAACUGCGAAAUGACCACAAUAGUACCAAUCCUUCUUCCAUCGCCGAAACCACCACCGCUCCAAAAUCAUUGAUGCUGCUCUUCCAAGACUCUGAUGAGCCCGAAAUUGAACCGCCCACCACAAUCCAGCUUCCCUCUGCAGACUCUCCCACCAUCGAGAUUCCUGACAUGGAUAAUCUUCCGCAUCACAAUAAACCCAACACAAGCUCGACGCCAACCUCAAAGCUAUUGAACAAGCCACCUCCACUUUACCAUUCUCAAUCUGCGUCUGCAUCCCUAGAUUCUCGAUUUUCAACAGGUGGUUCACCUUCAAACAGACCGCGCAAAAAAACCAUAUCCAAUACUGGUUCCAGCACCUCGUCCAUUUCCGUUCCUCAUGUGCCAUCCGCACCGCAAACACCUCCUCAUACUAUGACUUCUAUGUCUCCUUCUCAAUCUUCGCACAUUGCCAGUGCUAACCAUAGUCCACCCUCCAAAUCAAUGAAGGCCCUUCAACAUACAACCAAUCCGUUAUUGCAACCUAUAAACUUGAGCAAAGAAAAGGAGAGGGAGGAACCACACCAACAACUUCAACCACAGCCCCAACAACCUCAAUCCCAACCUCAAUCCCAACCUCAAUCCCAACUACAACAACAUCCAACUCAACCCCAACCGCAGUCUUCGGCGCAACCUAUUCAGCAGCAAGCUUCAACCGGUACUACCAAACGUAGACCUGGAUGGCACUUACAAAUGCCUUUGCCUUCUACAAACUACUCCAAUCUCCCCAAUCUCAACACAUCUUUUGACGGUGAAGUCAACCAGUUUGGAGUACCGGCACUGGCGAUGAAUGGUUCAGUGUCAAUGACUCCGGUUACGGAAACUGAGCGAGAUGUACGCAAAAAAAGUCACCUGCUUUCAGUUCCACCAGCUAUGAAUCGAGCCACUUCUGGAUCGUUUAGCGGUGCUGUUCCACCAGUGUCUGUAUCACCGGCUAUAACAAGUAAUCGCACUUUUCCUGCUAUUCCACCCAUCUCUGCUGAGUUCUUUAUUGACUCGACUCCUCGACACAAAUUGAUAAAUGAAUUGGAUACGAUGAUACGAUUGUUCAAUCAGGGUCUCGACUGCCUUGACGAGGUACUAUAG